AAUCUCUUUCUUCUCUUUAAUCUAAAAAAUCGAUCAUAUUUCAACUGCUCUGUCUCUGCAUCUACCUCUCUUUCUAUCUAUUUAUUACAAUUUCUUGAAGCUUGACUUCAAGCUUUCUACGUAGAGAGAGAGAGGGAGAGAGAAGAUGUUGCCUCGCCGGAAAGCGUCGGUUUUGGCUUCCGAGACGUUCGGAACGAAGCAAGGCUCGCCGUUUAUCGGAGGAGGCGGCGGUGGCGGCGGCAGGAAGAACGGGAGGUACUCUGUUUUCGUGAUGCUCAUCUCCGUCUUCCUCUUCGUGACCUUCAUCUACAACGAGGACGUGAAGUCGAUCGCCGAGUUCCCUUUCAGCAGCAGCAGAGGCGCGGGAGACAAGCCCGCCGGCGUGGUCGACGAGCUCGGCCUCCUCGUCGUUGACCCGAUGAUUAGCGACAAGGAAGCAGACGCGGCAAAGGCUGCUGCGGCGGAGGCGUCGAUGGAGGAGGAGCAGGAGGAGGAGGAGGAACGGAGGGAGGAGGUGAUGCGGGUGGUGGUGGACGUGCCGGCGAGCUGCGAUCUGUUCACCGGGCGGUGGGUGCACGACGACGUCAACUACCCUCUCUACAAGGAGCCGGCGUGCGAGUUCUUGACCGAGCAAGUCACGUGCAUGAGGAAUGGUCGCCGGGAUGACGACUACCAGAAGUGGCGCUGGCAACCACAAGAUUGCACCUUGCCCAGAUUCGAUGCGAGGGUAAUGUUGGAGAGAUUGAGGGGGAAGCGGUUCAUGUUCGUGGGUGACUCGCUGAACCGGAAUCAAUGGGAGUCGAUGGUCUGCCUGGUCCAAGCCGCCGUUCCACCCGGCAAGAAGACCCUCACCAAGAACGGUUCACUCAACGUCUUUCGCCUCCACGAUUACAACGCGAGCGUGGAGUUCUAUUGGGCUCCGUUCCUGGUCGAGUCCAACUCGGACGACCCGAACCAGCACAGCAUCCUGAACCGGAUCAUAAUGCCCAAGUCGAUCGCCAAGCACGGAAAACAUUGGAAGAACGUCGACUUCCUCAUUUUUAACACUUAUAUUUGGUGGCUGAACACGCUCGACAUGAAAGUCCUGCGAGGAUCCUUCGAUGAAGGAUCGACGGAGUACGAUGAGGUCGAACGGCCGGUGGCGUACCGGAGAGUGCUGGAUACAUGGGCGAAUUGGGUGAAGAAGAAUGUGGAUCCAAAGCGGACCACGGUGUUCUUCAUGAGCAUGUCUCCGAACCACAUCAAGAGCGAGGAAUGGGAUAAUCCGGCGGGGAUCAAGUGCGCCAUGGAGACGCAGCCGGUGGGGAACCUGUCGCACCCGCUGGACGUGGGCACCGACUGGCGGCUGUUCGAGGUGGCGGAGGAGGUGCUGAGAAGGCUGAACAAGAAGGUGCCGGUGUCGAUGGUGAAAAUCACGGCGUUGUCGGAGCUGCGCAAGGACGGGCACACGUCGGUGCACACGCUCCGGCAGGGGAAGCUGCUGACGGCGGAGCAGCAGGCGGACCCGGCCACGUACGCAGACUGCAUCCACUGGUGCCUUCCCGGCGUCCCCGACGUGUGGAACGAGUUCCUCUACGCCCGCGUCGCCUCCGCCCCGUGGCCUCGCGCCCAGAAAGCAAUGAAUGAAUGAAUGAAUGAAGUGAUGAUUUAUCGUCCAUGCAAACAUUUAAAAAAUGUUUCGUUCUUUUGAAGGGAGAAAAGAACAACUUAUCCAGUUUCGCAGGUGGAUUUGAUGUGAUGCCAUUACCGUUGUACAUGGGCCUAAAGAUCGAUGAUCAAAGAUCAGAAAAAAUGUAUUUUUGAUU
Molecule: messenger RNA, 1805 nt
Organism: Zingiber officinale
Lineage: Eukaryota; Viridiplantae; Streptophyta; Magnoliopsida; Zingiberales; Zingiberaceae
Product: protein ESKIMO 1-like
Exons: 5
Coding region: 146-1630 (494 amino acids)
Cellular component (GO): Golgi apparatus
Molecular function (GO): O-acetyltransferase activity
Source: RefSeq, a predicted model, not a curated record